UUUGCCGUUUAAUGUCGAGUUUUCAAAUUUCAAAACCCUAAUCUCCUCCCCAAAGGGAUUUUUUUUUUUCAAAUCUUCCCCUUUUACUCCAUGGCUCUUAACAGCAAACAAAAAUCCCUCGAGACCCACAUCGACAAUCGACGAGCUGAACCGGAGCUUGACUCCGAAGAGGACUUGGAGGAGCUGGAAUCCGAUGUGAAGAAAAUGGCGGAGAAGAUUCUGGAAUACAGAUCCACUAUCCCAGAUCAACUCAAGGCCACUCUAGCUUCAGUUCUCUCUUCUCAGAGACCCAGCUUUUCCGAUAUCGUGUCGGAGCCUGGAUCAUCCGGAGAGCUUCAUCCAGAUUCAGAGGAGACGGAGUUGGAGCAAAGGACAAAGGAGAAGAUACAGCUACUUAAAGAGAAAAUUUCAAGUAACAUUUCAUCAACGCCAGCGAUUCUGAAUCGAAUGAAGAGUUGUAUUUCCAGGAUCGAGGAGCUAAGUUCUGGCAAUGGCGUUAUACAUCCUGCUUUUAAGAAGAGAAAAGUGGUUCGUCAAUGAAGGUUGAUUUUUCAUACGGUUCGUCAAUGGUGAUUGAUUUUCAGUCAUUUUAACCUUUGUAGCCGUGUAACUACUUGAAGCAUUGAUUUCCUUGUCUGUAACGCAAUGCCAACAAAAGGAGCAGCCUUGUAUUGAUAUGCAAAUUAUUUUAGGCGUGUAU
This is a messenger RNA of Hibiscus syriacus, 700 nucleotides long. RefSeq lists its product as uncharacterized. The record is from RefSeq and is a predicted model, not a curated record. The transcript is spliced from 2 exons. Bases 91 to 540 code for a protein of 149 amino acids. NCBI's taxonomy places the organism in Eukaryota, Viridiplantae, Streptophyta, Magnoliopsida, Malvales, Malvaceae.